Messenger RNA from Triticum urartu, 1125 nucleotides. The record is from RefSeq and is a predicted model, not a curated record. NCBI's taxonomy places the organism in Eukaryota, Viridiplantae, Streptophyta, Magnoliopsida, Poales, Poaceae.
GAUGGCAUGGGCGAGGAUGACAGGGAGUCGCUUGCCUCCGUGAGGCUCAGGGACGUUGGGGCAUUGCAUGCCGCAGCAUCCAAGGGUGAUGUGGGGAUCUGCAAGUACUUGGUGGAGGAGCUUCGAUUUGAUGUCGACUCCGAGGCUGCUAAUCCUGGCUCUGGUGCGACGCCUUUGUCUUUUGCGGUGGGGCAUGGGGAAGUGAAUGCCACAAGGUAUUUUCUUGAAAAAGGUGCUGAUCCCAACAUAAAAGAUUCCUCCAACGGCACGACUCCUCUGCAUGAAGCAGUAGCAACAGGCUGUGAUGAAAUUGCACGACUGCUGCUAUCGAAAGGAGCUAAUGUUGAUGCACCUUCUCCUCAUGGGACGCCUCUAGUUGCCGCUGCAGCUCAUGGGAAGUUCAGUGCUAUGAAGAUUUUGCUGGAGCACCAUGCAGAUCCGAACAAAGUCUCAUGGGACCUUGGUACACCCCUGACCACAGCACUCUAUGUUACUCCUGAAAGAAUGAAUGAAUCCACUUGCUUAGAGUGCAUGAAACUUCUUGUCAAGGCUGGUGCGGACGUCAAUUGUACAACUCCUGAAACUCCAUUGGCGGUAGCAACUAACAAUGGCUUAACCACAUGCGUUAAAUACUUGUUGGAGGUUGGCGCAAAUAUCAAUGUUCCAGCUAAGCAGGUUAAGAAAGGUGACAAUGAUAGCAAAGCUUCACUGAAAUCAAGCGGUGCAAAAGCUGCUGAAGGGAAGAACUAUGUCGCUGCAUCAAAAUUCUAUUCCGAGGACAAGUCAAGUGACAAAGAUAGGAAGGCUCGGCUGAAAUCACAAGGUGCAAAAGCAGUUGAGGGCAAGGACUAUGCCGCGGCAUCAAAAUUCUAUACCGAGGCAAUCAAGCUGGAUCCGGCUGACGCGGUGUUGUAUUCGAACAGGAGCCUGUGCCAUCUGAAGUGUGGUGAAGCACAUGCCGCUUUGGUUGAUGCCAAUGCUUGCAUAAGUCUGAACCCUAAGUUUCCUAAAGGUUACUACCGGAAAGGAGCCGCCCUCAUGUCUCUUCUGGAGUACAAACAGGCCUCUGCUGCGUUCUCGGCUGGAAUGAAACUGAAGCCUGAAAACGAGGAGAUGCAGGUCUGA